AUGGCGGUCGAUGAAAUCCCGCCGCAGCACCAAGUGUUCAUCAACUACAGAGGAGACGAGCUACGCAAAAGCUUCCUCGGAUUUCUCGUGAAAGCAAUGAGAGACGCGAAGAUCAACGUUUUCACAGACGAGAUCGAAGUCAAAGGUACAGAUCUACAUAAUCUUUUCAUGAGAAUCGAGGAAUCGAGAGUCGCUGUUGCGAUUUUAUCCGACAGAUACACCGAAUCGAGCUGGUGUUUGGAUGAAUUAGCGAAAAUGAAAGAGAGGAUUGACCAAGAAAAGCUCGUUGUUAUUCCAAUCUUCUAUAGAUUGGAUGCUACAAACUGUAAAAGACUUGUUGGAGCUUUCGGCGAUAAUUUCAGGGAUCUAGAGAGAGUUCAUCGGAGUGAGCCUGAGAGAAUCCAGAAAUGGAAAGAUGCUUUGAUCUCUAUUCCUCAAAAAAUUGGCUUCACUAUGGCAGGACACAGGGAUGAGUCUGAAUUGGUUGAUUCAAUCGUUAAGGAGGUGACGAAAGUGCUUAUCGAUAUUUCAAGCAAAGAAAGAGAUAAUAUUUCUAAGGAUUCCACCAACACAGAAGGUCAAUCCACAAAACACCAAACCCAAAACAACAACAUUUCGUCGUUUGAGCCUCUAAUGGUCGAGCUAGACCGACUACCACAACGCCGUCCUCAAGUGUUUGUCAGUUUCUGCAAAGACGAGCUUGGCGACACUUUUGUCAGCCAUCUCGUGUGGGCUUUGAGAGACUCAGGGAUCAAUGUAUUCACAGAAAGCUACAAGCUUAGAGGUAGGGAAGAACAACAAGAAGUAUUCACAAAUAUAGAGAUGUUGAAUAUCGCGCUAAUCAUCUUCUCAAAGAGGUACUCUGUGUCAGAUUUGUGUUUGAACGAGCUAGUGAAAAUGGACAAGCUUGCAAAAGAAGGAAAACUCGUGGUCAUUCCCGUCUUCUACAAUGUUAACAAGAACGAAGUUAGAAGACUCGAGGGAGAUUUUGGAAUACAUUUUGCAGAUACAAAGGAGAGAUUUGCAAUGGAGCCACUUAUGAUUCGAAGUUGGGAAGAGUCUUUGAAGUCUAUUAUUACAGGGAGGAUUGGCUUGAGCUUGGAAACACACAUAAACGAAUUUGCUUUUGUUGCUGCCAUUGUUAGAGGUGUUACAAGACUGGUACCAAAUUCAAAAAGACGAAGAAAACUUGGGAUUGGAGAAGUGUUUUUCAGGGCUUUAACUGCAACUUUUCUCUUUGCACUCUUCAUAUAUCCUAUGCCUAUGCCUGAUGUAAAUUUUUACAAAAUUGGUAAAGAGAAAAUGGCUAGGUCUGGGGUUGACGAGACAUCAGAAUCUGGAGCUUUCGUAAGAACAGCAUCAACAUUUCGUAACUUUGUUUCACAAGAUCCUGAUUCUCUGUUUCCAGCUGAAUCAGGAAGAUACCAUCUUUACAUAUCUUAUGCUUGUCCAUGGGCUUGUAGAUGUCUCUCUUACUUAAACAUCAAAGGUCUUGAAGAAGCAAUCAGCUUCUCGUCGGUUCACACGAUUUGGGGACGAACCAAAGAAACUGAUGACCAUAGAGGAUGGAUUUUCCCGGAUUCAGAUACUGAACUUCCUGGAGCUGAGCCUGAUUAUCUUAAUGGUGCAAAGAGUGUUAGAGAACUCUACGAGACUGCUAGUCCGAACUAUGCGGGGAAGUACACUGUUCCUAUUCUAUGGGAUAAGAAGCUUAAGACUGUGGUUAACAAUGAGAGCUCAGAGAUAAUCCGGAUGCUCAACACCGAGUUCAAUGGUUUUGCGAAAAACCAGUCUCUUGACCUUUAUCCUUCCCAUCUCCGAGAUACGAUCGAUGAGACUAAUGAAUGGGUUUUCAAUGGGAUAAACAAUGGUGUUUAUAAAUGUGGAUUUGCUAGAAAACAAGAACCAUACAAUGAGGCAGUGAACCAAUUGUAUGAAGCAGUAGAUAGAUGCGAGGAAAUACUCGGAAAACAGCGCUACAUUUGCGGAAACACUUUCACCGAAGCAGAUAUUCGAUUAUUCGUUACUCUCAUAAGAUUUGAUGAGGUUUACGCGGUUCACUUCAAAUGUAACAAGAAACUCUUAAGAGAGUAUCCGAAUAUCUUCAACUACAUAAAAGACAUCUACCAAAUACAGAGCAUGAGUAGCACUGUGAACAUGGAGCACAUUAAGCAACAUUACUACGGAAGCCAUCCUACGUUAAAUCCGUUCGGGAUCAUUCCUCACGGGCCGAACAUCGACUACUCUUCGCCUCACGACCGCGACAGAUUCAACUCAUGA
Messenger RNA from Arabis nemorensis, 2280 nucleotides. Lineage: Eukaryota; Viridiplantae; Streptophyta; Magnoliopsida; Brassicales; Brassicaceae. The record is from the annotation of a GenBank genome assembly.